AUGAACACAGAUAAUAUACAAUUUCUUUCAAGAGAAUCCCUUUUCUUGAAGUUUCCUACUGUGCCCCUUGAUAAGUACAGCGUUGAAGAUUUAUUGGAAGGCAUAAAAUCCAAACGAUCAUAUAAUGAGAUUAUAGAUUUGACUUACUAUCUCUUGAAGAACAAUUCGUUAUCGUUAUCGGAAAUCUUGAAAAUAUGGGAAAUUCGGUUAAUAUUGCAUUUAUUCAAUAAUCAAUUGUCCUUUGCUAAGAAGGAAGCCAUUAAUUUAAACAAUGCCUUGUACUUGAAUGAAAAUAAUAAUAUUGCCCCAACACAAGGGCAACAGGCUCAAAGUCCAAAUAGUAACAAUGAUAGUAGAACAAGCUCCAUGAAUUCAGCAACAGGUAAUACACCGAGCCCGAAUCCUGGAUUGCAGCCAAUAUACCCGUUACCAAAGAACAAUAAUGGUGUAAUUGAACAUAGCCUAUUAAUGAUGAUCCUUAGAUUGAGAUCUAUACCGAACUUGAGUCUUGUCAACGAGUUUUAUAAAUUAUGCUAUCAACUAAGGUUAAGAUCUUCAGGUGCUCAAGAAGAGAAACUGGAUUUACAAUUAAAAUUGAUCAACUUAAGCUAUGAUAUAAUUGUCAUACUAUGCAUCACCAAAAAUUAUCAUACAUUACUCAAUUACUUGGAGUCGAUUCGAUAUGAAUUAGUGUUACAAAAGAAACAGGGCCUACUCUCUGAUACUUAUAAACAGUAUCUAUCAAACGUGACAUUACUAUGGGUGAUUAUUCUCAUCAUGGUGCAUGUUCGGAAUGGAGCAAAAAAGGACAAGUUGACAGAUAUAAUCACCAAAUACUAUCAACAGGCGUUUGAAGACGAUGUGUACGAGUUAUCUAUGAAUAGUUUGUCUUAUAUCUUAUCGCAUAUACUGCCUCUCCCGUCGUCAGAUGACAUGGCUAAGGUGCCACCAGGUCCCUUAACCAUACUGCAUUUGGUACAAUUAGUCCUACUGGGUAAUAUCUCUGGAAGAAUAAUAUGCUCAACCAUUGGGUUGUGGGAUAUCUCGAAUGUUCACGGAUAUACCUUGACCAAAGAUGACGAGUUCAAAUUAAGUCGCCAACCUAAGGAUGUCUCCAGUAAUGUAUUAUUAUGUUACGAUGAAUUAACCAAUGACUGGGGAAAAUUCAUUUACAAGGUAUAUGGAUUAGAAUAA
Messenger RNA from Debaryomyces fabryi, 1194 nucleotides. RefSeq lists its product as uncharacterized. The record is from RefSeq and is a predicted model, not a curated record. NCBI's taxonomy places the organism in Eukaryota, Fungi, Ascomycota, Pichiomycetes, Serinales, Debaryomycetaceae. The transcript has a single exon. The coding region runs from base 1 to 1194 and encodes 397 amino acids.